Molecule: messenger RNA, 1269 nt
Organism: Suillus subaureus
Lineage: Eukaryota; Fungi; Basidiomycota; Agaricomycetes; Boletales; Suillaceae
Product: GTP cyclohydrolase II-domain-containing protein
Exons: 3
Coding region: 1-1269 (422 amino acids)
Biological process (GO): riboflavin biosynthetic process
Molecular function (GO): GTP cyclohydrolase II activity
Source: RefSeq, a predicted model, not a curated record
AUGGCCUUAACAGAAUCGUUUUAUCCGAACAUCUCUUCACCAUUGUUAACAGAAUCUGACACAGCUCUCCUGGACGUUCUCACCAGCCCUCGAUGGCAAGGCGUGCAGAAAUUCUCUAGAAGGGAUGCCGCUUUAGACCCAUUACUGCUUGCAGUAGCAGCGUCUGCAGGCACCCGCACCACCCGAAACCAUUAUCAUCAUGACUUCUUUCCCGGUGCCCAUCCCGAUGGCGCCGCGCGUGGCAAGCGGGCUGCAGAGGAUACAAACAAGCCUCAGGAGCGCAAGCGUAUGUCAUAUGUGAGCAAGCAAGGCCCUCGAAGGCUGCGCUUGCAGCCUACCAUUUCUCCCCAACCAGCUAUAGCCUCUCAAGUCAUUUCGUUGACUGGACCAUCACCCAUAUCCUCUAUAGAAGUUAAAUGCAUGGCUCGUACCCGUAUACCCACGCCACAUGGUCCAGCUUUCUUACACCUCUACCACAAUAAUCGUGACAACAAGGAGCAUCUUGCCAUUGUCGUAGACCCGGCACAAUACUCCGACGAUAGCUCUGUUCUAGCACCGCCAAUUCGCAGCCGUUCUUUAGACGCUGUUUGGAGUGAUGACGAAACAGACAUGGACCGCAUCAUACGCGGGGCAUACGUAGGAAAACUAUCUGCUACAUCCCAACACCCAUCUCGUCCAUCCCUGCAUCAACCAUCUCCCACAACCUCCAUUCCGUCUCCCCUUGUGGGCAGCAUGCGGUGCGACUGUGGCGAACAGCUAGACGAAGCCAUUCAUCUCAUUUCUCAACCAAUAUCUCUUCCUGAUAACGUAUCACCUAAUUCAAGGACGAUGCCCGGCCGGGGUGCUGUAAUUUAUUUGAAGCAGGAAGGUCGUGGAAUUGGCCUUCUGUCCAAAAUACGCGCCUAUAAUUUGCAGGAUUUGGGCCACGAUACAGUCACAGCCAAUUUGAUGCUCGGGCAUCAGGCCGAUGAACGUGGGUACGAAAUUGCGAUCGCCAUUCUGCGUGACCUUGGGCUUGGUUCAGAGCUUGGCGAGGGUGUUCGGCUAUUGACGAACAACCCUGACAAAGUUCAAGCUCUUGAGAAGGAGGGCCUGAGGGUUGUAGAGCGGGUGCCGAUGACGCUCAACUGGGUAAAACCUGCGGGUGUGACUAUGAUUGGUGGAGAUGCGGUCAGAGGGGAGGACUUGGACAAGUACCUCCGGACCAAGAUUCUCCGCAUGGGGCAUAUGUUGCCGCUCUAUUUGGCAGGCGAGCAACCCGCGUCAUGA